AGCCCAACACCGAACCGGGAUCGAUCUGGCCGCGGCUUGAACUAGCUCAGCUGCGAGCUCGCGGAACCACGCCUCCGGGAGACUCUGGCCCGGCCGGCGCGGGCCUGGUCUUCAGUCCUAUAUCGCCCCCGCUUGGGAAAAGGUGCAGGGGCCUCUCGCCGCCUCGUCGGGACCGUCCUCUCUACCUGCCUCUGCAACCCCUCUCGGCCCCGAGCCACCCGGCAGCGGGGGUGGGUGUGCAGAGGUGCAGCGUCCAGAACCCGGCUCCCGCAGAGGCUCGGGGUGGCAGCAGCCCUGUUACGGCUUAGAUGGCGCGCAGGACCGAGCCCCCCGACGGGGGCUGGGGAUGGGUGGUGGUGCUCUCAGCGUUCUUCCAGUCGGCGCUGGUGUUCGGGGUGCUCCGCUCCUUUGGGGUCUUCUUCGUGGAGUUUGUGGCGGCGUUUGGGGAGCAGGCAGCGCGCGUCUCCUGGAUCGCCUCCAUAGGAAUCGCGGUGCAGCAGUUUGGGAGCCCGGUAGGCAGUGCCCUGAGCACGAAGUUCGGGCCCAGGCCCGUAGUGAUGACCGGAGGCAUCUUGGCUGCGCUGGGGAUGCUGCUCGCCUCUUUCGCUACUUCGUUGACCCACCUAUACCUGAGUAUUGGGUUGCUGUCAGGCUCUGGCUGGGCUUUGACCUUUGCUCCGACCCUGGCCUGCCUGUCCUGUUAUUUCUCUCGCCGUCGAUCCCUGGCCACCGGGCUCGCUCUGACAGGCGUGGGCCUCUCCUCCUUCGCAUUUGCCCCCUUUUUCCAGUGGCUCCUCAGCCACUACGCCUGGAGAGGGUCCCUACUGCUGGUGUCUGCCCUCUCCCUCCACCUGGUGGCCUGUGGUGCUCUCCUCCGCCCACCUUCCCUGGCUGAGGACCCUGCUGUGGGUGGUCCCAGGGCCCAACUCACCUCCCUCCUCCAUCAUGGCCCCUUCCUCCGUUACACUGUUGCCCUCACCCUGAUCAACACUGGCUACUUCAUUCCCUACCUCCACCUGGUGGCCCAUCUCCAGGACCUGGAUUGGGAUCCACUACCUGCUGCCUUCCUACUCUCAGUUGCUGCUAUUUCUGACCUCGUGGGGCGCGUGGUCUCUGGAUGGCUGGGAGAUGCAGUCCCAGGGCCUGUGACACGACUCCUGAUGCUCUGGACCACCUUGACUGGGGUGUCACUAGCCCUGUUCCCUGUAGCUCGGGCUCCCACAGCCCUGGUGGCUCUGGCUGUGGCCUACGGCUUCACAUCAGGGGCUCUAGCCCCACUGGCCUUCUCCGUACUGCCUGAACUAGUAGGGACUAAAAGGAUUUACUGUGGCCUGGGACUAUUGCAGAUGAUAGAGAGCAUCGGGGGACUGCUGGGGCCUCCUCUGUCAGGCUACCUCCGGGAUGUGACAGGCAACUACACGGCUUCUUUUGUGGUGGCUGGGGCCUUCCUUCUUUCAGGGAGUGGAAUUCUCCUCACCCUGCCCGACUUCUUCUCCUGCUUCUCAACUACUACCUCCAGGCCCCAGGACCUUGUAACAGAAGCACCGGAAAUUAAAGUUUCCCUACCGAAGGAGGGGCUGGAAGAGGACUGAACUUCACAGAGUCAGGCCCGGAAAGCCAGAGCUUGACAGCUCCAGGUCUUCUCUUGCCACAUCUUGGUCUCCACAGAACCACAGUGCCUUAAGAUUCUCGAUCUGCCUCCCCCUAGAGCAGGCCUGGGGCUCCUGCAAUGUGUGUGCCAACCCUUUGUA
Molecule: messenger RNA, 1751 nt
Organism: Mandrillus leucophaeus (drill)
Lineage: Eukaryota; Metazoa; Chordata; Mammalia; Primates; Cercopithecidae
Gene: SLC16A13
Product: solute carrier family 16, member 13
Exons: 4
Coding region: 309-1592 (427 amino acids)
Biological process (GO): transmembrane transport; monocarboxylic acid transport
Molecular function (GO): monocarboxylic acid transmembrane transporter activity
Source: RefSeq, a predicted model, not a curated record